ACUAUGGAGAGCUCUGUCGGUCGGUCGUGAACUAUGGAUUCCUAAUUCCUAGUUGACGAUUUCUGUAAAAAAUGUGCCGUCGUCGUCGUGAUAACAUAAUGCAGAAAGCACGCGAGAGGAAUUAAUCGAAUAAAGACCGUUUAUGGCAAUGAGAUUGGACCUCACUUUGUCCAACGGUAUCAUCCAAAACAUAGAAGAAGAAUCAAGAUCGAUUUAAAUCGAUCGCGAUCAAACUCACUGGUAGCACGCCGGUUGUAUAGGAAUCGAAUUCGCGUGACAUUUUUCAGCCGUUCUAUGGUGAUAACAUGUGCAUUAGUCCUCUGAAGAAGAUAUGCCAUUGGGGACCACUCUCUGCUCUCGGAAUAAUAAAGAUAAUUACGUUAAUGACGAUACACUGUAGUAAACAAUGGUGGUCACCACAAGAAAGUAUUCCAGCUGCUACCAGUUUUUUAUUGUUCUUUACUCUGAGUGGGUUAACUUUGUUUCAUUUUAUCAGCGCAAUCUUUGAAGGACCAGGAUAUCUUAAAUUAAAAUGGAUGCCGGAGAAAAUUACAGAUACACAAUAUUUACAAUAUUGUAUUGUCUGUCAAGGGUAUAAGGCACCAAGGUCACAUCAUUGUAGAAAAUGUGAUCGUUGUGUAAUGAAAAUGGAUCAUCACUGUCCAUGGAUAAAUACAUGUGUUGGACAUUAUAAUCAUGGUCAUUUUACGGCAUUUUUAGCAAGUGCAGUUGGCGGUUGUUGCGUCUCCACUGUUAUAUUAAUUUCCUGGGUUGUGACUGUAUUAUCUCUGAAGCCAUUGCCAUUCCCACCACCAUCAGUCUAUAUAUUAAUAUUAGUAGUAUUUAGUAUUGGUUUAUCUAUUGGUGUUAUACUUGCAGUAGGAAUGUUGUUAUAUUUUCAGAUGUUAGCCAUUGUGAGAAAUCGAACAGAAAUAGAAGAUUGGAUUUUGGAAAAGGCACGAUGCCGGCGAGAUAAUACAGAUGUUAAAUAUGUACAUCCAUAUUCAAAAGGAUGGCGUUUCAAUAUUAGUCAGGUUCUUACAUGGGAUUGCACCCCAGUUGGUGAUGGCAUUACAUGGCCCGUUAUUGAUGGCUGUGAUCAAUACACAUUAACAAGGGAGCAACUCGCACAGAAAUUAGAUAAGCGGAAAAGAGCGCGCAAGUAUAGAGCUAUAAAAACUGCCUCAGGAUUAAAACUUCCAAUUAGAUAUGGCUGUGGUGUAUUUUGUCAUCCGCCUUGCACUGAUGAACCUCGUAUCAAAUUGGAUAUAGAUGAUAUUAUGGUUGUAACGCGUUGGAAAAAAUAUUGGUUAUUUGGAGAAAAAGAGCUGAAAGGAGAAAAUAAUGUGGGAUCGAAACGUAUUAGAGGAUGGUUUCCACGCCCCUGUGUGAUUGAAGUAAUAGAAAAUGAUUUAUAUGAUUCAGAUAACUUGUUUAAGGACAAUUAAACUUUGAAGAUAUAUAACAAUAUUUAUGUGUGCUUGAAGAUAUGUGAACAAUUAGAUAACAAAAUGCUAGCAGUAUGCCAGCAAUACGGCAACAAAAUCAUGAUUGAUUUUGCAAUAAAUUUUGAUAUAUCUCUUCAUUAAACUUUGUUUUUGACAGUAUGUUCUCGAUAUUAUAUGACGGUUAAAUGCAAUAAAAUUCGAGCAUUGUCUUUAUCACGUCAAGACAGCAAAUUUCGAGUAGCAUUGCUACUCAGACAUACAUGACAGAGAAACAGUAGAACAUAAUCUAUUUUCAUGAUGUGAUAGAAACAAAUACAAUCUAUUGUCAAGUGACAUGAUAGUGACUCGCGCCAAAUCAGAUGCAGCAAUAGCGAGGCGAACCGUAUAUCUAUAUGGAUAUUGAACAGUCCAAUUACGAGUAUCUUGAAAUAUUGGAUCUCAGUGACGGCUGAACCAAUCAAGUUUUUAAUAGGUUUAAUCAAUAGCAUAAGUUUGUUUUAUUUAAUAAAAGUAUUUUUAUUUUUGCUCUUUGUACCCUAUAAAGAGAUGUUACCAAGCAAAGUUUGCAGCAAUGUAUUAAAAUAUUUAUUAAGAAA
This is a messenger RNA of Formica exsecta, 2044 nucleotides long. Its product is annotated as palmitoyltransferase ZDHHC6-like. The transcript is spliced from 7 exons. Gene Ontology annotation, biological process: protein palmitoylation. Lineage: Eukaryota; Metazoa; Arthropoda; Insecta; Hymenoptera; Formicidae. The record is from RefSeq and is a predicted model, not a curated record. Bases 306 to 1448 code for a protein of 380 amino acids. Gene Ontology annotation, cellular component: Golgi apparatus. Gene Ontology annotation, molecular function: palmitoyltransferase activity.